CGCUGUUCUUGUUGAAAUGAUAUAAAUACCCCUCACUUUAUUUUGAUCUUGCGAUAGAUAAUUUUAUUCUCCCCUCUCCCCAAAUCAUUACCCAUAUAUCUAUGACUUCUGGAGAAACUUCCACUGUUGCUAAUGGCCAAGAGCCUUCCACCUCAACUAUCACAGGCCAUGCGCACCUACAAGGACACGGACACCAACACACAAAAGUCCAUGGUGUCCUCCCCAUCGAUCAAUAUCUUGCUCAAUAUCCACUUCUGAGCAAGGUAUUGAAACAGGACCAAAGGAGGAAGGCUGCUCCAGAGAAGCUAUCGAUUACCACUCGUCAUCUGGAUGAAUUCACUGCUCCUCACGGUCCAGAGCGAUCACAAGCUCGAACACAAUCAAUUCCUCUACCCACGCAAGCCGAGGGUCCUACUAAGCCUGGUGGAGGCAUUUUGCCUAUUCCCCAUUCUAUGCGCACUUCAAUGUUCCAAAAGAAGAAAACAACACGUGAUCAACCACUGAAGAAACCAUUGUCGAUCCGACCAACAGAGUUUAUCAAUUACAUGAUGGAUGGGACAGCACAGUAUGUACACUAUCUGUUACACCCAAGUCAGAUUCCGGGACGAGAUCUGAUCAGUAGGGUCUACGCGAUGGGAUUCCUGCCCGUUGCGCUUCUUGGCUUAUUCAUCGUCCAGAUGGGUAUUGGAUUGUUGGUCAUUCUUGUCAAUCAUACACGAAUUGGGGCAUUUUACUAUAAAAAACUUUUUGAUGAUCAGAUCGCACUUUUCGACGAAACAGACGGAAAUGACGAAGCAGUGCGACAGUUGGCUGAGCAGACACCGAGGGACAAACCUUAUUUUAGCUACCAUAUAGCCAACUUGCUAUUGAUCAUGUCUAGCAUGGUCUACCAACGGGACGAUAAGCUCGUGGCUCAAGCAUCAAAAAUCCUGCUCAAUGUUCGAAACCAGGAGGAACGUGAUAGGGCUGCAGAGUUACUGUUGGAGAGUGAACGGGUCAUCGAUGAGAACUCGACCUGCGAAUUCGGAAUGCGCUUCUCAGGCAUCAGUGAGCUCAAGACCUUGGGAGGACCAUUCGCAGGUCUUUUCUAUAACGAUGAAUCCAUCGUCUUGGUCUUCAAAGGCACUUCUAUUUUGGCCUUCAACGAAUAUCUCUUGGAUAUGACGCUCCAGCGUGUUGACGCGAGCGAAUAUUUAUAUGGCGAGGUCCACAAGGGCUUUUAUGAGUCUCUUUUCCCUGAUCCUGCCCCUUUGAACUGGUAUGAGAGGAUGACGCUCGAUAAAACCCAUCCAUUCAAUACGAUAAUGGAGACUAUAUUUGAAACUGCCAAAGUAGGCAAGGCGAAGACUGGCAAGCCCGUCAACCUUUGGUUCGCGGGCCAUUCACUAGGCGGAUCCCUUGCGUCGAUAGUGAUGGGCCGUCUUCAAAUGAUCGUUCGUGAUACUGAUCCUCUGAUUCAAGAGGAAAAAGAAGAAAGUACGACCACGGCUUCCCAUCCUCAUCCAAGUGGAACUAGGACGGUUUUGCAAGAGAUGUUGGCCAGAUUUAGUAGCGAUCCAGAUCUGUUAGUCCUGCGUGAUUGUUAUAGUGUGGCGGCACCGAAUAUUGGGGAUUCAACAUUUGCUGAAGAAUUUGGACGUAACGAGCUUCGUUAUUGUCAAGGAAGUCCCUAUAAGCCGGCAUACUGGCGUAUUGUCGCAGAUAAAGAUAUUGUGCCAUGGUGUCCCCCGAGUCUCAACUUGGACCCAAAUGAACCCUGUCGCAAAUUAAAACCAUCCCAUAAGCGCUCGAAGGGAAAAGAGGGUACAUGGCUUGAAGCUGAAAAAGAGGAGGAUCGUCAGGCGAAGGCCGAAAAUAGGACAGAGCCCAAACAUAUGCAUUCUUUGUUGGAUUACCAAAAUAUAGGACAGCAUAUCGUUAUUUGUCAUGCAACUCACAAACCUCCCACAAUCAAGCCUUCAUUGUAUGAUCCUGAUUUUACUGAUGGAGUCUUGAGAUCAAGAGAAGAGGUGCAGAAGCUCCUUGGAAGGCUGGCUCAGAUUGCAAAUGCAUGGAAGUUCGAUUCAGGGCGAUGAUAGCUCCUCUGGUGCUAUCGCCACGCCCCCUACAUCCUCCUCUACUUCUUUCUCUUCUACUACAUUGGUAGGAUCCGAUGACUAUGGAAAGUUGAAACUAUCACGCGCUCAACAACUUGAAGAAGACAUCGCUAGAGCU
Molecule: messenger RNA, 2214 nt
Organism: Lobosporangium transversale
Lineage: Eukaryota; Fungi; Mortierellomycota; Mortierellomycetes; Mortierellales; Mortierellaceae
Exons: 5
Coding region: 102-2075 (657 amino acids)
Biological process (GO): lipid metabolic process
Source: RefSeq, a predicted model, not a curated record